AUGGGCGGUGGUGGUGGCGGCGGCGGCGGCAGUACAAUUGGCGGUGGCAGCGUGCUGGGCGGACACGGUACUCUGAUGAGCACAGCGGGUAUGAGCAAUAGUACGGUUGGCGGCGGUGGUGGUGUUGGUGUUGGGGCUCCUCCUGGCAGUAUGUUGCACGGUGGCGGUGGCGGUGGCAUGGGCGUACCAACGCCCGGCAAUAUGGGUAUGCCUGGCGUUUAUGGCAAUGGUAAUGGCGGUGGCGGUCCCGGUGGUGGUCCAAUGGGCCCCAUGGGUGGCAAUGGCGGUGGUAAUGGUCCCAGUACGGCACCCGGUUCGGUGAUCGAUUCUCGCGCGGUGUCCGUGGUCGUUACGUUGCCUGGUGGGCCGGGCGCGCAACACCCCGGGCAGGCGCUGAGCGACUAUGGUCCUAUAUAGUUAAUGGUACGGCCAGAUACAGCGCACUGGGUGUCGACGAGCAGUUUUUCGCAACUGUAAAUGCAAGCGAUUGCAGUGUUGCAAUUUUCUUUAAGUUUGCGCACUUUGGCGCUUGCGCCUUUAAACACAUCUGAAGUGUUAAUAUGAAUUGUAAAGUUACAACAACAAGGCGCCAUAUUAAUUUCUGCUAAUUUAUAGUUGUACAAUAAUAACAUAUUUAAAUACAUAAAUUUAAACGAGUAUGUAAUAAAGUAACGAGUAAGCAAGCUAAACUAUAUAAUUCUAGUCCAUUUUCAUUGAAAGAAAAAAGCAAAAAAAAAAAAUAUAUUAAAAAUAAAGAAAUGAAGGGUUAAAAAUUAAAAAUGUACGAGACAACAACAAAGCACAAUUUCUAUUAAAUAUCACUAAACAAAUUAAAGCAAAAAUAGUCAAUAGCUUAUAGAGUAACACUUGAACUUGCUACACCUUCUUUUCCAAAUAAAAAUGUUUAACAAAAAGCAAAGAGUUAAAAAAAUAGCAAAUGAAAGUGUUAAAAAGUUAGGAAAAAGUAAAGCGAUACGAAAAGCACAUCAAAUGCGCGCGAAAAUACAUUUUUGCUAUAAAAAGUAAUUUUAUAAAAAAAAUGUCUAUAAACAUUAUUUCACUUACUGCUAAUUCCUUUUUCAACUCUCUACUCAAAUAGACUGAUUUAAAGUAAUAUUAAAAACUAAAGAAAAAACGUAUUUCACUAAAAACGCGAAAUGCAAUAUUUUAAAUGUACGAAUUGUGUAAAAAACCCGCAUUAAAAUAUGUUAAUCAUGGAAAUUUUAACGGAAUGCAUAUGAAAAGCAAAAACAAUAACGACACGGUAGAGAAAAACAGUUUUCAAAAACGUUUUUCAAUUCGCCUACCACCGAAAUUGCGUGAAAUUUGCCACUGCCAAAAACGCCAACGCCAUAUUGCAUUACAAAAACAAAAAUAAUAAUAACAAAAACAACAAUAACGCUACUUAUACGUAUACAUAGGAAAUGCAUGUAAAUUUGCCAGCAAAGAAAAUCGAAUAUCAGAAAUGUAAGCAGUUAGCGGAGCUGAGUUAAAAGAUAAUUACGAAAAAAACAACGUUUACGCAACCCAGUAAACGUGCAAAAGCAUUUGUAAAAUAUAUUUCAUGUUUAUUUGUAGCAUUUAUUACGCCUAACUGUAUGUAGCGUUGCUAAAUAUAAAAAUAUGUGAAAAAUCAUAGCAAACACACUUUGUGAGUUUAAGAUGAAAAAUCAAAAUACUUAUGAAAUGAAAAAUUGCACUAAAAGAUUAAUUAUAAUUAAUUUAUAAAUUAUUGAAUGCCAACGAAUUAGCGCAAGCACAUAAUGUCCAACUGUAAAUACUGAAUUUUAGUUUUUUAAUUUAAUAGAAUAAUAUUUUAUUAUUUAAGCAAUUAUAAGCGCGAAAUUAUUUUGUUCAAAAAUGCAAAAUACCGCAAGUGAAAUUGAAUUAAAGUGCACUAAAAAGUUUUUUUUACGUUAAUGAGGAAAUAGUGUUGAAACGUGCAGUUGUGACCAAUAUUUUUUAACACAAUACUUGGAAGAAAAAUAUAUUUUAUUUUGAUAAUUAUUGGAAGAAUUAUUUGUAUGAUAAUUAAUGGAAGAAAAAUUUAUUUUUUACAUAAUAUUUGAAAGAAAGUUUGUUUUUGAAUAAUGUUUAGAAAAAAGUUUUUACAUAAUGACUAAAAAGUACAAAUUUUUCUAUUUCUCUACUUCCGAGACAACAAAAUUCAAGCGCAAUAUUUUGUUUAAAUUUUUUUUUGGAAAAUUUAUUAAUUUAAUGUUUUUACACAGCAGUUCUUACAAUAUUUGAACAGCUUAAAGGCAUAUUGAUUUUUUUUGAUAUAUUUUUCAAAAGAAAUUUACAAAAAAAAUAAUUUUUUGAAAUUCUUCCUGAAUUUUUUUUUUGUGGUAAUGAUGUUUGCCCAGAUCUAAAAAAAUUAAACUUGAUCUACUAAAACUUAGCCAGAAGUCUCGAAAAAAAACAAUUUGCAAUUUUUUAUGCAAUAUUAUAAUUAAUUAUAAUUUUUGUUUAUAACGCUAGAAGUUACUUCUCAACAUUUUUGAGCAAAGGUUGUAUUUAACCAAAAGUUUAAAAUUAAAGAUAUCCUCAACCAAAGUUGUUUCCAUAACAAAAAUUUUUCUAUUAUUUCCACAAAAUGUUUUAUUAUGAAAAUUUCCAAAAAUUAAUUGUUUUUAAGUAAUUAUAUUCCGUAUAAAAAAUAUUCAAAAAAUUAUGUUCAAUAUUGUGAAGAAAAAAAUUAUUUUCCAAAAAAUAAAAUUUUUUUGUUCUAUAUACAUACAUACAUAUUAUCAAAUUUGAAAAAAAUAUUCAAAAAAUUAUGUUCAAUAUUGUGAAGAAAAAAAUUAUUUUCCAAAAAACAAAAUAAUUUUUGUGCUAAAUAUUAUUAAAUUUGAACAUAUUUGAAAAUAUUUUUAAAAUUCAGCAGAAAAAGAAUUCUAUUUAAUAUUAAAAAAAGUUAAGUUCAAUAUUUUUGAAAAAAAAAAUUAUGUUAAAUUUUUGAAAAAACAAAAUUCUUUGAGCAUUAAUUCUCGAAAUUAAACUUUUUUCAAACAUGCUUAAAACUUUUUGAGUAAACAUUUUUUUUCCAAUAUUAAAAGAAGAUAAUAAUACUUUGUACCAUAUAAUUAUCAAACAUUUUAAAACUCCAUAUUUGUGCCACAAAAAUAUUUCUUCCAAAAGCAACAAAAAAUUCGCUUAAUUUGCUGCACAUUUUUCACUUGUCUGUCUAAACAUCGCUUCGUAAAUUUUCCAAAACCACGAACGUAUUUUGCAUUUGUUUGACGCUUUGUAAAUGCAAGAACAACAAAUAAAUAAUUAUAUUAUAAAUUAUUUAUUAAUUAAGCGCAUACAAGAAUUUCCUACUUAUUUUUAAUAAGUUUAUUUGUUUACAUUUAUAAAAAGUGUGUAAUAUUAGGUAUUUUUGUUUGAUUUUCGUAUCAUUUAUAUUUCUUGCUGCAAAGAAAUUGUACAUAGUUGCAUGUAGUCACGCAUUAUUUACUAUAAGUUAAAAUAAUUAUUAUUUUUUAUAAUUUGUGUAUUAAUGAAAAACAUUAUGCCAACAAGUAGUUGUGUAAGCGUAAGCAAAGUAAUUGUAUUGUAAUUUGCAAAGCAUUCAAAUUUAUUUAAAUACUAUUAAUAUUUAUGCAAGGAAGAAAAUAUUUAAAAUGUAUGUAUUAAAAGAAAUUGAUUGAAAAUUGCUAAAAAUGUGCGCAGACUUGAUUAUUUUAGGUUUAAAAAAAUUAAAAAUAUUUUUUGAGCCCAAAAAACUCAACAUCAGCCAUUUUUUCAAAACUCACAUUUAAAGUUUUGCGGCUAUUCUUAUUAGCCGCCGUCUUUUCAUUGAGCGAACUACUUUUCUAUUGCUUUAUUAUAUAAUAUUUUAAUUUAAGUUAAACAGACGAAAAGUUAAAACUGUGUAUUUUAUUUUAUACUUUAUCUUAUAAUGAUUAUACUGUAGCGAUUAAUUAUUGUUUUUAUUUAAAAAUGCUAAAUAAAAUGCGAAGAAGAAAUUAUUUACAAAAUCAAAUUUCAGUUUUUUUUAUUUCAAUUGGUUCCUUUUACCAGUUUUUUUUUGUAUUCAGAAUUUAUUUUUGUUUGUUUUCCGUACAUUAAGAAUAUUUUUUUAUAACAUGCUAUUUUUUUACACAAAAUAUGUAUCAUGAGCUAUUUUACAUUUGCAUAUGAACGUACGGCAUCCAUUUGUCAUCCUCGCAUGCAUUUUUCUCCCUUGCGCAUUUUCACCUCACAGCCAGCGAAACACCCACUCGUGCAUUGAGAUUUCUGUAAAUUUAAAAUUCAAUAUUGACAUGUUCACACCUACGCCUUAACAGGCGAACAGAAUCGUUAAUAUGUAGGUGUCCCCCUAAAAGUAUGCUACACAUUUAUCGCUCAGCGAUUUUCUUCACCUGGUGUGUGGCGUCUCACACACUAACAAUGGCUGCGCAAACCUUAACAAAUGUUUUGCUGCUGCCUUGCAUUCAUGAUCACCUGGCAGUUGGGUAGGUGAAUAAUUUCACAAAAUUUUCUUGCGCCGACGUCGGCUGCGCAGCAUUAAUGUAUGAAAGCGUAUGCUUGGAAAUUGAAAGGGGCUGCCUUUGCUUACAUUUAGAAAAAGGAUUUUUUAAUUUUGGUGCAAUUUUGAGCACGAGAUAUUUAAUAAAGUUCUUUUAUACAUUUUUAAAAUUAAAAAUAAAAUAUAACUGUACGUAGUUCUCGAGACCUAACUGUCCCUUUGCUGGAUAAAGAAAAUAGUAAAAAAUGGAUGGAUAUCAAAUGAAAGUUAUGGGCCACGUCUUUAAUUUAGAACUAAUUUUGAAAGCGGUUAAAAAAAUCAAUUUUAGUCUUGAAAAUAAAUAUCGAAAAUUUCAUAAAAUUUAGCUGCUUACUUAAAUUUUAAUUUCCAAGUUUUAUUCUUACAACUUAUUAUUUCAGUUAAUAUUAAAUAAUAUAGAUACUGUAUUGAUUUUUAACAUAUUUCUAAAAUCUUAUAUUUAAAGAUAUUUAUUUAUAAACGAUCUGUAUAAAUCACUUGACUUUUUCAAUAUUUGAUUUCAAUAUUUUAUUUUUUCACACAAAUGCAAAUAAUUCAUACGUAUCAUCAGAACUGCAGCUCUCCACUUCUUUGGUAAGCUUAAUGUAAAAUAAAUAGAAGGACAAAUAUUUGAUUAGCCAAUUUUUAUAUGAUAAAAGUAAAGAAACAGUAAAAUAUGUAAAAAUAUACUAACGAAAAACAGUAAAAUAUUGUAGAAGUUGACAUGCGAAGCAGUGAAAAUAGUUUUGCUACAUAUAAAAACGAGUAUAAGUAUUAAUUAGACCUACUAGAUACUCUUCAAUGUGCAUAGACUUACUUAAACUCACUUGAACAAAGCAGAUAUAACCCUCCUCUUAUAAUCAAAAGUUAAAAAAGGAAUAAUAUAAAAUCGUACAUUUGUAUUUAUAUUACUCCCAAUAAGUGUGUAGCAGUAGUAGUAAAAAUAAUGUAGCGUAAAGUUUAAUUGUUUAUUAUUAUGCAUUAAGAAGAAAAUGCAUUUAUUUGUAAAUCACUGAUUAGAAUACCUUAGGCAUUAUAAAAAUUUGUUAUGAUAAACUUCAUACCAAAAAAUAGCUUAAUGCUUAGAGGUGGUAAAACAUUUAAAAAUAUAUUGUUAUAUUUUGAAAAAUUUAACAAUUUUACGUAACGAAAUCGAAAGCUCUAAAAGUCAAAUUUGCAUACUUUUUUUUAAAGGCAAUCCUUUUUAUGAAAACUUUCAAAGCGCUGAAAUAAUGAAAGCAUGAUAGCACGCAUUUAUGGCAGUGCUGUAAAUCUGAUUUUCGAGUUCUUCCAUAUUUACAAGAAGAAAAAUUACUUACAAAAUUUUUACAUUCCACACAUAGUAUAAGAAAACUCCAAAUGUUAUUAAAAUCGCUCGAUGAAUUUAUGUGAACAAUUAUGAAAGCUUUCUCCACGCGUACUUUUAUUACUUUCUUAUUCUGGUAUGUCAGAAAUAAUUUCGAAAUAUUUAGUCUAUUUCAGAUUCUGAAUAUACCUUAAGCCUCCCUUCGCGCUUUUUAACCAGACGAAAGCAAUGGAUUUUUAAAAAAUCUUUACACUACAAGAUAGGUUUAUAAAAGUAUAAUAUUUCAUACUUCAUUAAUGAAAGCUUUUAAUGACUUUCUUGCAUGGAAGCUUGCACUUAGUCAGUUAGUUUUUCUUGGACAAGGUAAGCUCUCCCUAUCUAUUCAUUAAUGAAAGCUUUUACUGACUUUCUUGCAUGGAAGCUUGCAUUUUACACAGUUUUUCUUGAACAAGGUAAGCUCUCAGUUUUCUAUUCAUUAAUGAAAGUACAAUAUUAUAACUCAGAAACUUAGAACGACAUUUCUUUACAUACCACAAGAUACAUUUAUAAAAAUAUAAUAUUUUAACACUUCAUUAAAGCUUUUACUGACUUGACUUGCAUUAAAGCUUUCACUUAGCUAUUCAUUAAUGAAAGUACAAUAUUUUAACCCAGAAGCUUCGAACGACAUUUCUGUUACCUUACACGCCUAAGCUAUUAUUAAAGUUUCGAGUUCACAAAAGCUUUCUCUUAAUUCAGUUCUUAUUUACAAUGCCUUUAUAUAAUCUUCAAAUAAAAAAAUUGAAAGAUUUCUUUCUACUUUGAAACUUUUUUAUAAAUGUGUAGAAUUGUAAUCUACGAAUUUCGAACCAUCUUUCAUUGGAGCUUUUACAUAUAUUAACAUUAAAAUAUGAAAGCUUUCAACCAAAUGCGUUGAACCACAUUUCACUGAAGCUUUCGUUGCAUUUAUUAAUAUUAAUUAAUAUAAGUUUUCAAAAAUCUCUACACUUAUAAAGCUGUAAACUGAAUUUCAUUCGAGCUUUCACUAUAUUCAUACUAAAGUUUGGAGCUAUGUACUUUUUCUUAGGCUUUUACUAUAUUAAUUUUAAAGUUUCUUACUACUCUUUUCUGGAAUACUUCACUUCAUUUACUUCUCUACUUUAUUCCAUAUUGAAAUAAUUAAAAAUAAUAUUCUAGCUAACAAUUAUUUUUUUGUGUUUCACUUGAGCGUAAGCCCAAAACUUGCUGUAUAAAAAGCCAAUCGUUCAAUAUAUAUGUACAUCUGAUGAUAAGCUUAUUUAAGUUACAACUGUACAUACUUACAAUUAAUUUAUUUAAUUAAAUACUUAAGCAAAACUUAAUGCAUAAGCUUUGAUAAAUCGCAACAAAUAUACGUAAUUGAAAAGACGCUGUUUAUGUAAAACGUAACAAACCAAAUAUAAGAAUUACAAAACUUAGAAGCUAAGCAAAAUGUAAGAUUAGAAAGCAGGUAAAUUGUGUAUGAAAAUAUUGCAAUACUACACUUACGCAAAAAAGUAAACAUACGUAAUAUAUUUAUAAGUAAUUUUAAAGUAUUUAUGCUGUUUUAAAAAACCGAUUAACUUAAGAGAAAAUGUUUUGAAAUGUAUACAAGCUGGUUAGAAAGUUUAUAUAAGUGGGCAGUGGAGUAGACACAAAAGAGGGAGCAACUGUAAAUUCUUAGUUAUUGCAUAACCGUUUGCGCGCUAAAAAGGGAAUAUGUCAUCUUUGAGAUGUGAUUGACAAACAAUUUGACAAGCAAAUUGCAAGAAAUUCAUAAUUGAAAGCAAAGAAAGAGAGCGAGAGAGAGGGAAAAAACAAUAUAUGUUAUAAAUGCGAGAGAAGCCCCUAACAAUUAAUGUAUUGAAAUAUGCUUACUUGCAGCAAAAACUAAUCACUGUAAAGAAAAGCAAAUAUUUUAGCGAAGCGAAUGACAAAACAAAGCGAAAGAAGAGUAAUUAAAGCAUCUGGUUUCGCAGAUUUUAAGCAUUUACAUUCAAUUCAAACAUGUAUACGAUUUAGCAACUUUUUAUUUCUGUUUUUAAGCAAAAAAUUAAUGAAAUAUUUAUAUAAGUAUAUAUAUAAUAUUUAGUAUGAGUAAAACCAAAAAAAAUCAAUGUGAGACAAAAGUAUAUUAAAUAAAAUAAAUUCGUUUAAUAGCAUGUAAUGAGAAAA
Molecule: messenger RNA, 7967 nt
Organism: Bactrocera dorsalis (oriental fruit fly)
Lineage: Eukaryota; Metazoa; Arthropoda; Insecta; Diptera; Tephritidae
Exons: 1
Coding region: 1-417 (138 amino acids)
Source: RefSeq, a predicted model, not a curated record